Cimex lectularius (bed bug) is the source of this 2939-nucleotide messenger RNA. It is a transcript of the gene krz, whose product is annotated as beta-arrestin-1. Lineage: Eukaryota; Metazoa; Arthropoda; Insecta; Hemiptera; Cimicidae. The transcript has 16 exons. Gene Ontology annotation, molecular function: G protein-coupled receptor binding. The coding region runs from base 394 to 1794 and encodes 466 amino acids. Gene Ontology annotation, biological process: G protein-coupled receptor internalization; signal transduction. Gene Ontology annotation, cellular component: cytoplasm. The record is from RefSeq and is a predicted model, not a curated record.
GAACUGGCCAGACGUGGUCGGCGAUUGGGACGGAGAACAGUUUUCCCUUCCAGUGUUUUCUUAAGAUCGGUGUGAACUUCAUGUGCUCUUGUUCUGUGGCCGACUCUGGGUCGAAUUAUCUCGAAAUCGAGGAAAAACGCGAGUUCUGUGUCGAGUGCCGUUCGGAGAAAAGGCCCAGACCUGGCCAGGUAAAGCGGACCGGAUUUUAAAAGGUUCUUUCCUAAAUUUGCUGCCUGGACAUAGUUGCUGAAAAAAUUCUAUGGCCAAAAAGGCGGAAACCCUCUUCUAAUUGGAGGGUUCGGUUAUAAAAAUUGACACCUUCCUCUGCGAUAUAAUAAACAGGUUGAAGCGAGAGGAAAGGGGCGCGUGGUCACACCGCCCUUUGCAUUAAUCAUGGAAGACAAUACAAUUAGGCGACAAGCAACAAGGGUUUUUAAGAAGAGUUCGCCUAAUGGAAAAAUCACUGUAUACCUAGGAAAGCGUGACUUCGUCGAUCAUGUCACUCACGUUGAUCCGAUUGAUGGUGUAGUCUUGAUAGAUCCAGAUUAUGUUAAAGAAAGGAAGGUGUUUGGACAUGUACUUGCUGCGUUCAGAUAUGGCCGGGAAGAUUUGGAUGUGCUGGGGCUCACAUUCAGGAAAGACCUUUACUUGGCCGCCGAGCAGAUUUACCCUCCAAUUGAACAACGUCAAAAGCACCCUAUAACAAGGCUACAAGAACGACUGAUGAAAAAACUAGGUCCAAACGCAUACCCUUUCUACUUUGAACUUCCCCCGCAUUGCCCUGCGUCGGUGACACUCCAGCCUGCACCAGGCGACACAGGAAAACCGUGCGGCGUCGACUAUGAACUGAAAGCCUUCGUUGCGGAAAAUCAAGAUGACAAACCACAUAAACGAAAUUCUGUAAGGUUAGCUAUCAGGAAGAUCAUGUAUGCUCCUUGUAAUCAAGGUGAACAGCCUUCUGUAGAAGUCAGCAAAGAAUUCAUGAUGAGCCCUAAUAAACUGCACUUAGAAGCAUCUCUUGACAAAGAGCUUUAUCAUCAUGGGGAAAGUAUUGCAGUAAAUGUACACAUAGCAAAUAAUUCUAAUAGGACUGUAAAAAAAAUUAAAGUUUCUGUCAGACAGUUUGCGGAUAUUUGUUUAUUUUCAACAGCACAGUAUAAGUGUACAGUUGCAGAAGCAGAGAGCGAGGGUGGAGUAGGUCCCGGUUUCACCCUUUCACGAGUGGUGACCGUUAGACCGACACUGCAAAACAACAAGGAUAAACGAGGCCUAGCGUUGGACGGCCAGCUGAAACACGAAGACACCAAUCUAGCCUCGAGUACAAUGGAAGGUUGCCCUAUCGGACCGGGUUUCACGCUCUCGAAGGUCUUCUCGUUGACUCCGCUCUUGGCCAACAACAAGGACAAAUGGGGCCUUGCUCUAGAUGGCCAGCUGAAACACGAAGACACCAACCUUGCUUCGUCCACUCUUGUAGCUGAUCCUUCUCAAAGAGAAAAUCUUGGUAUAAUAGUGCAGUAUAAAGUCAAAGUUAAACUUUGCCUCGGGCCGCUAGGAGGGGAUUUAGUCGCUGAGCUUCCGUUUAUUCUUAUGCACCCUAAACCGGAAGAAGAACCUCCGAUUAACACAGGUGGAACUGACGCCACUCAAGCCCCAAAUAAUAAUGAUGUUCCUGUUGACACCAACCUCAUACAAUUAGACACGGAUGAACAUUUUGGUACUGGUGAACCGGAUGACGAUAUUAUAUUUGAAGAUUUUGCUCGCCUCAGACUAAAAGCCGGUGAAAGCGAAGCCUAAAACAUUUCUAAGUAAAGAAGAGAUGAAGCGGAAAAGAAAGAUUACCCUUUAUAACACGUAAGAUAAUUGUAUACUAAUUCAGUAUAAUAACACAACACAAAAGUACAAGUCGGGCACACAAUUAUACAAACAAAGGCAUUUUUGAUAUUGUCCCAGUAUCUUUAGUGGAGGCCCAGUGAUUGGGAAUUGUGGUCAGUUCUACUUGCCCUUGUUUACUUUAAUUUAAAAUUGUAAUCGGAUGUAUACAAAAAAUUCUUUGGAUCUGUAACUGCAUUCCAAAUAAUAUUAUUAUAUGUUUAUAUUUUUUAAAACUUGUUUUAUCUAUUUCUAAUAUUGUUUUUAAUAUUAUUGGAAAAUUUUAUAUGCCCCCUGCUUUAAUCUAGUCCACAGAAAUUGAAGUUAGGAUGUGUGUUGUAUAUUUUGUUUGCUAUUUAUUAAUAUGCUAUGCAAGUCAAGCCCAGAUACAAUCCAAUGAAGACAGGUUUAAUUUGAUAAUUACAAAUUUGCCCUUCAAUUUAAGGCUGCCAUUGCUAACUUACCCAAAGAAAUGUUAGUUUUCCUAUGCCUGUUUGAACCAAGUCUGUUACCCAAAAAAUGUACCCAAAUUCCCAGAAAAUUAUAAAAAUAAAAAAAAAAUUGCCUGGUUGUAUUUUAAUUAUUAUAGUUGUCUCCAGUAUUUCUAUGCACAAAAAAGGUUUAAAGAACUAUAAUGCAAUGUUAUAUGUGAAUAUUUGUAUGGUAUGUAGUGAGAAAUAUGUUCUUUAGAAAUUGUUUUUAGUACUAGUGUACAUUGGUAUGUCUUGUAAUAUAUUUAUUUGUAAUUUAAAGAAGAGAUUAAAAAUUUUUAUUAAAAACAAAAAAUACUGCAUUUAUACCACUUUUUUAUCAGGUGGGGAGUUGAUGCUUGAUAUUAUUUACAUUCUUUUUUCUUCUUUUUUACUCCAAAAAAAAUUGACUUCCAAUGAAUUUUUUAUUGAAUUAUUAAAUUUUGAUAAUUUAUUGAGUAAAAACUAUUAAGUGAAAUUAUAUUUUAGCAGAAAAUUGGCAAUAAUAGAUUUUGGGGUACCUUAUAGGUUUAAGACAUUUUUAUAAUGUUAUGAUAUCGAUAUUAUAUUCAAUAUUACAAAUUUAAAAAAACAAAUAAA